AUGAAGUUACUGUGGGCCACAGUGUUUGUGGCCGCUAUAGGGACCCUAACCCAUGGAUCUCCGGUGAAGAGAGACUCGCCAAUUGACAUGGAACUGGCCUCUCCACUGGAAGAGGUGGGCGGUAACUUCGAAGGCGACAUGGUACUAUCACCGGAGCAGGAGAAUGCUGUGAAGUAUGGCUACACGGCGCUCAUCGGAGAAUCCUACAAGUGGCCCAAUAGUAUCGUGCCAUACAAGAUUGAUACCACCGCAUUCACUGCUGUCCAGCAGAACAGCAUUAAAUCCGCGCUGCAACAAAUCGAGCUAGUGAGCUGUGUCCGGUUUGUCCCACGAACUACUGAAGUGGACUAUGUCGUUGUAACGGGCGAAUACAGUGGCUGCUGGGCAACCCUGGGCCACCGGGGAAAGAUGCAAACGGUCAACCUGCAACCGAACGGCUGCAUGUCCCGCGGAACGAUCAUCCACGAGUUCCUGCACGCGCUCGGCUUCGUGCAUAUGCAGAGUGCCUCGGAUCGCGACUUCUACGUGCAGAUCAACUGGGCCGCCAUUCCCUCCGAUAAGGCUUCCAACUUCGACCGUUACAGCUCCAAUGUCAUCGAAGACUUUGGUAUUCCGUAUGACUACGACAGUGUCAUGCAUUACAGCAACACCGCGUUUAGUGUCGACAACAGGCAGCUUACCAUCAUUCCCAAGCGGUCAGACGUCACUAUCGGGCAACGCGUUGGACUCAGCUACAAAGAUAUUAAGCGGAUCAACUAUCUCUAUCCAAAUUGCUACUAA
Messenger RNA from Anopheles coustani, 780 nucleotides. RefSeq names its product astacin-like. Bases 1 to 780 code for a protein of 259 amino acids. Lineage: Eukaryota; Metazoa; Arthropoda; Insecta; Diptera; Culicidae. Gene Ontology annotation, molecular function: zinc ion binding; metalloendopeptidase activity. Gene Ontology annotation, biological process: proteolysis. The record is from RefSeq and is a predicted model, not a curated record. The transcript is spliced from 4 exons.